Tachyglossus aculeatus (Australian echidna) is the source of this 2761-nucleotide messenger RNA. RefSeq names its product solute carrier family 4 member 1 (Diego blood group) (gene SLC4A1). Bases 73 to 2625 code for a protein of 850 amino acids. Gene Ontology annotation, cellular component: basolateral plasma membrane; plasma membrane. The record is from RefSeq and is a predicted model, not a curated record. Gene Ontology annotation, molecular function: solute:inorganic anion antiporter activity; bicarbonate transmembrane transporter activity; monoatomic anion transmembrane transporter activity. The transcript is spliced from 17 exons. Lineage: Eukaryota; Metazoa; Chordata; Mammalia; Monotremata; Tachyglossidae. Gene Ontology annotation, biological process: transmembrane transport; regulation of intracellular pH; monoatomic anion transport.
CCGUCUACAGAAUUCCCCUUCACCACAGACCAAGGCACCCACGAGGCCUACGUGGAGCUACAGGAGCUGGUGAUGGACGUCCGGAACCAGGAGCCGCUCUGGAUGGAGGCGGCUCACUGGGUGCGGCUCGAGGAGAAUCGGGGGGCUACGGGGGGCUGGGGAAGGCCCCACCUCUCCUUCCUCCGCUUCUGGAGCCUCCUGCACCUCCAGCGGGCCUUCGCCAAGGGCACGAUGCUCCUGGAUCUGGAUGAGCAGAACAUGGCCGGAAUCGCCAACCAGCUGUGCGACCAGCUCAUUUACGAAGGGCAACUCAAGCCACAGGAUAGGGAUGCUCUGUUCCGGGCUCUGCUGCUCAGACACAGUCCAGUGGGACAGCUGGAAGCCCUCGGCGGGGUGAACCCCACUGUCCUGCAGGCCUCGGGAAGCACCACAGAGCCGCUACUGCUGCCUGAAUCGCCCUCCCUGGAAGCUCAGCUCUUCUGCGAGCAGGGCGAAGGCAGUGGGGAACCUUCCCAUGUGCUAGAGAAGAUUCCACCUGAUGCCGAGGCCACCAUGGUGUUUGUGGGGCGGGCUGCUUUCUUGCAGGCUCCGAUCCUGGCCUUCGUCCGGCUGAAGGAGGCGGUCAAGCUGGAGGCCAUGGAGCUGCCAGUGCCAGUCCGCUUCCUGGUCCUGCUGCUGGGCCCCGAGGCCACCCACACCGACUAUGGCCAGAUGGGCCGGGCCGCUGCCACGCUCAUGGCUGAGAGGGUGUUCCGCGUGGCGGCGUACAUGGCUCAGAGCCGCAUAGAGCUUGUGGAGGCGCUGGAGGGGUUUCUGGACUGCAGCCUGGUCCUGCCUCCCACCAUCUCGUCCAACGAUCAACUGGUCCAAAGCCUGGUGCCCCUGCAGACCGAGCUGCUGCGUCGCCAUUACCAGACCAUGCCCACCAAGGCAGACCCCGACUUCCUCAAGGGGCUAGGUCCGCCCGGGGGUCCCAGAGAGCCGGGCGGAGAGGACGACCCCCUGCGACGGACGGGCCAGCUGUUCGGGGGUCUGGCCCGCGACGCUCGGCGACGGUACCCCCGCUAUCUGAGCGACAUCACCGACGCGUUCAGCCCCCAGGUCCUGGCCACGGUCAUCUUCAUCUACUUCGCCGCCCUCUCUCCCACCAUCACCUUCGGGGGUCUCUUGGGGGACAAGACGCGGAACCAGAUUGGAGUGUCGGAGCUGCUCAUCUCCACGGCGGUGCAGGGCAUCUUGUUUGCCCUGCUAGGGGCCCAGCCCCUCCUCGUAAUUGGCUUCUCGGGGCCACUGCUGGUCUUCGAAGAGGCCUUCUACUCGUUCUGCGAGGACAACGGGAUGGAGUACAUAGUGGGCCGCGUGUGGAUCGGCGUCUGGCUGGUCCUGCUGGUGAUGCUGGUGGUGGCCUUCGAGGGCAGCUUCCUGGUGCGCUACAUCUCCCGCUACACCCAGGAGAUCUUCUCCUUCCUCAUCUCCCUCAUCUUCAUCUACGAGACCUUCGCCAAACUCAGCCAGAUCUUCCAGGACCACCCGCUGAAGCGAUUCUACAACUACAACGUCACCUGGACGCCCCAGCCCAGCGUGGCCCUCCCCAACACGGCCUUGUUGUCCCUGGUGCUCAUGGCGGGGACCUUCGUCAUCGCCAUCCUCCUGCGCAAGUUCAAGAACAGCUCCUACUUCCCGGGCAAGUUGCGCAGGGUCAUUGGUGACUUUGGGGUCCCCAUCUCCAUCUUCCUUAUGGUCCUGGUGGACAGCUUCAUCCAAGACACCUACACUCAGAAACUGAAGGUGCCCAGGGGCCUGACAGUGUCCAACAUCACAGCCCGAGGCUGGUUCAUCCACCCGCUGGGCCUGCGCCGAAAGUUCCCUUACUGGAUGAUGUUUGCUUCCGUCCUGCCGGCCCUGCUGGUCUUCAUCCUCAUCUUCCUCGAGUCCCAGAUCACCACGCUGAUCGUCAGCAAGCCGGAGAGGAAGCUGGUGAAAGGGUCCGGCUUCCACCUGGACCUGCUGCUGAUCGUGGGCAUGGGCGGAGUGGGCGCGCUCUUCGGGAUGCCCUGGCUCAGCGCCACCACCGUCCGCACCAUCACCCACGCCAACGCCCUCACCGUCAUGGCCAAGAUGACCUCGCCCGGGGACAAGGCCCGGGUUCAGGAGGUCAAAGAGCAACGGAUCAGCGGGCUCCUGGUCUCCCUGCUCAUAGGCCUCUCCAUCCUCAUGGAGCCCAUCCUGAAGCGGAUCCCGCUGGCCGUGCUCUUUGGGAUCUUCCUGUACAUGGGCGUCACCUCGCUCAGCGGCAUCCAGCUCUUCGAUCGCAUCCUCCUGCUGCUGAAACCCGCCAAGUACCACCCUGACGUGCCCUACGUGAAGCGGGUGAAGACCUGGCGCAUGCACAUGUUCACGGGCAUCCAGGUGGUGUGCCUGGUUCUGCUGUGGGUGGUCAAAUCCACGCCCGCGUCCCUGGCACUGCCCUUCAUCCUCAUCCUCACGGUGCCCCUUCGCCGCUUCCUGCUGCCCUUCAUCUUCCGCGAAUUAGAGCUCCAAUGUCUGGAUGCGGACGACGCGGAUGUGGUGUUGGACGAGGAAGAUGGGAGGGAUGAAUACGACGAGGUGCAGAUGCCCGUUUGAGCGGGUGGGCGAGGUGGGACCCGGUGGGGGCGAACUGAUGCCCACCUCCCACCCGCGGGGCCACCUACACCAGCCUGGGGAAGGAAUGAGACCAUCGGGGGCGAACAAAAAGAGUGUUUGGCUUUGUUAGUUGUGU